Messenger RNA from Loxodonta africana (African savanna elephant), 6723 nucleotides. It is a transcript of the gene ENAM, whose product is annotated as enamelin. Bases 1681 to 5145 code for a protein of 1154 amino acids. The transcript has 9 exons. Lineage: Eukaryota; Metazoa; Chordata; Mammalia; Proboscidea; Elephantidae. The record is from RefSeq and is a predicted model, not a curated record. Gene Ontology annotation, biological process: ameloblast differentiation; positive regulation of enamel mineralization; amelogenesis. Gene Ontology annotation, molecular function: structural constituent of tooth enamel. Gene Ontology annotation, cellular component: extracellular matrix.
CACUUUCAUCUUUCUCCAGGGCUCAGCAGCUUUUUCCCCAGAGGUCCACCUAACAACCAGUUUGGUAAUGACUUAAAGACAAGCUGUAGUGAACACAGUAAAGGAAAUGACUGUGGGUUUUCCAGAGGGGAUGGGGAUUUGCAUUCUAAUUUAUUCAGAAAGUAGAAGAGCAUAGGUAUUAUUUAAAGAUGUGUUUUAGAAAAACUAAUAUUUAAAAAAGUCAACCCUGGGGUUAUUUAUCUAGCACACACUGGGCACUGUUUCAACUUGGAUGUCCAGGGCUUUGCUACCUCCAUAAAGCAAAGAAGGCAAAUUCCCAGGAAAGAGAGGCUGCAAUAUUUCCAUGGGUGGCAAGCUACUGUGACUGGUAGCUUGUUUUAAAAAAAAAAAAAAAUGGAAGGAAGAAAUAAACCCAUUGCUCAGGCUUUCUUUCAUAUCCACCCAAUGUCCAAUUAUGCCAAGUCAACUACUUUCAAGCCAAAUUUAUGAAAAGCAGCCGUUCCUUUAACAAUAGAUUCUAAAAGACAUAGUCUUUGCCUCCUUUUUUGCAAUUUCAGAAAUGGUAGUGUGAAGCACAUAUUUUUGUGAAAGAUCCAUGCUGGUUCAAGGGUUGUUACCUAUCCAGGUCUCCUGGAAAACACAUUGUUCAACAAAAGAUUCAUCAAACGAACACUAUGCACUAAGCGCUGUUCUAGGCAUUGGAAAAACAGGAGGAAACAAAACAUGCCAGGUAAUGAUAAGCCCUGUGAAGACAUAAAGCAGAGUGAGGGAGAGAGGGAAGCUGGAGUAUUCAAGGAGCGCUCUCUAAGGAGGUGACAUUUGAAUGUGAUGAUUUCAAAACAGAAAGGUCCCUAGAAAACAUCUAGUUAAGCAUAUACAUUAAAAAAUAAACAAAUAAAAACUGAAUACUAAAUAGGCUAAAUAACUUGCUUGAGGUUACCCAGAAAGGACCCAUGACAAGAAGCUGGCCUGAUUCCACCCUGAUGGAAAUGUUGCCAGUCAGUAUCUGGGGGGAACUCUGAUUUAAUUCAAACUGCUUCUUUAUAGAUAAGGAGACUAAUGGUCAGAAGCUCCAUCUUGGUCAUGGUGUUAUACAGGUGAGAAAAGAAUAUGUAAAAUAGAUCCCAGCCCCAAGCCUGGAUUUCAUUAAAACUUCGAUAUAUUCCUUCUUGCUCUAAUACCAUCUAGCAAUAUAGCAUAGUAGUCUAAAUCUCCAUUCUGCACUUCCUUGUUUGUGACUCAGUUAAUCUUGUGCUCAGUCUUCUUUAUCUGAAAACAGAAAGUACUAACAAUAGAACUCAACACUCAGGGUAAGCGAGGAAUAAAAUCCAAUGCAUAAGGAACUUAGAGCAGGGACUUGGUACACAUUAAGUGCUCAAUAAAUACUAGGCAUUGCUGUGUUUUUUAGAGCUACUGAUGUAUAAUAUCACCUGUCAUUACAGUUGGAAUAAAUUAUUUGUGUAAUAUUUGUUCAAGACCUGCCUGAUAUCAGAGAGGAUCUGAUCGCAUAGGGUCUUGUGUCACUGUAGGAACUGGCUUUAACUCGAGCUGAGGUGAGGAGCCACUGGAGGAGGAAUGCGAUCUGGCAUGUUUGUAAAAUAUCACUCUGGCUUCUGAUUUGAGAAUAAACUGAAGAAAAGCAAGAAGCAGGAGGACCAAAAAGAAGAUAAGAUUGUGAAGAUGGUUUUGAUCCAGGCUUAUGACUAUUUUGGUGAAAAAAUGCUGCUGCUGCAGUGCAGGCCUGGAGCCUCUUUUUCUAAGCUAGAUAACUUGGCAUCAAAUGGAAAAAUGAAGAUUCUCCUGGUCUUUCUAGGUCUGCUUGGUAAUUCCAUUGCUAUGCCAAUGCAAAUGCCCCGAAUGCCUGGAUUUAGCAGUAAAAGUGAAGAGAUGAUGCGGUAUGGUCAAUUCCACUUUAUGAACUCCCCGCAUAUGUCACAACUGGGCCCCUUGUAUGGAAAUGGCCUGCAACACCCUCAGCCCUUCCCUCAGUACCAGGUGCCCAUGUGGCCUCAGCCACCACCAAAUACAUGGCGCCCAAAGAAACCCUCAGGUCCCUCAGGACUCAAACGCCAGAGCAAGACUAAUCAAAUCCAGGAGACUCCGAAACCGAACCAGCCUCAGCCAAAAAUGCCAUCACCAAAGCAGCCUUUAAAGCAGCCUACACAGGACCCACCUCAGCCCACAGAAGAAACCCAGCCAGCUCGGGCAUUUCCACCAUUCCAGAAUGGGCUAUUUCCCUAUCAACGACCACCAUGGCAAGUUGGACAGAGGGUACCACCAGGUUAUGGACGCCCACCAAUCAGCAAUGAAGAAGGAGGAAAUCCUUACUUUGGAUAUUUUGGAUAUCAUGGAUUUGGGGGUCGCCCACCUUAUUAUUCAGAAGAGAUGUUUGAACAAGAUUUUGAAAAACCCAAAGAAAAAGAUCCCCCUAAAGCAGAGAGUCCAGCUACAGAACCCACAGUUAAUUCAACUGCUCCUGAGACUAAUUCAACCCAAGCAAAUGUGCCUGGUCCUGGAGGGAGUAAGGGAGGAAAUGACACCACCCCAACAGGAAACAGUCAAGGUCCAAACCCAGGAAACAACCCUACAGCUCAAAAUGGGAUUUCUCCCCCUACGGUUAAUGUUUCAAACCAGGGAGUAGCAAGAAGUCAAAUUCCAUGGAGACAAAGUCACCCAAAUAUUCAUGAAAAUUAUCCACAUCCUAGCGUCCGAGGUUUUCCUACAGGACGACAAUGGCGUCCUACUGGUACUGCCAUGGGUCACAGACAGAAUGGGCCUUUUUACCGAAAUCAACAAGUUCAAAGGGGUGCUCGGUGGAACUCCUUUACUUUGGAAGGCAAACAAGCAGCUCGUCCAGGAAAUCCAGCUUAUCGCAAAGCUUACCCUUCCAUUUCAAGAGGUAAUUAUCUUAAUCAUGCAGGAAACCCAGCAAAUUUCAGAAGAAAGCCUCAGUGGCCAAAUAAAUACCCUGUGGGAGCCAAUGUUGCCCCAUUGGGAACCAAACAUAGUACUGCUGGGCGCUCUGAAAAAAUCCAAAAUCCAAGAGAGAAGACACUAGGUCAAAAAGAAAGAGUAGUUGUUCCUACAAGGGAUCCACCUGGCCCCUGGAAAAACUCUCAAGAUUAUGGACUGAAUAAAUCAAAUUACAAGUUGCCUCAUUCUGAGGGCAACAUUCAAGUUCCAAGCUUUAAUUCUAUCAAUCAACGAGAAAACUCCUAUUACCCAAGAGGAGAUCCAAGGACAGUUCAAAACUCUGAUGGACAAACCCACAACAAGUAUUUGCCCAAAGGGAUUGUUUUAGAACCAAGGAGAAUUCCAUAUGAAUCACAAACUAAUCGGCCAGAAUUAAAGCACGGUACGUAUCAUCCCGUAUACCCUGAGGAAAUUCCUUCCCCUGCAAGAGAACAUUUUCCUGCUGGAAGAAACCAUUGGAACAACCAGGAACUCUCUCCAACUCUUGAGGAAGACCCUGGAAGACAGGAAGAACCUUUGCCUCAUCCUUCCCAUGGCUCUAGAGGAAGUGUUUUCUACUCUGAAUAUAACCCCUAUGAUCCCAGGGAAAACUCACCAUACCUUAGAAGCAAUACAUGGGAUGAGAGAGGUGAUUCUCUCAAUACCAUGAGGCAACCAGAAAAUCCAUUGUACCCCGUGAAUACUCCAAACCAGAAAGAGACAGUCCCUUAUGAUGAAGAGGACCCAAUUGACCCAACUGGAGAUGAACAUUUCCCAGGACCAGGGAGAUGGGCUAAGGAGGAGUCCAGCUUUAAAGUAAGCCCAACAGUUAGGCACUACGAAGGUCAACAAUAUGCCUCAAAUCAGCCAAAAGAAUACCUUCCCUAUUCCUUAGAUAAUCCUUCGAAACCCAAGGAGGAUUUUCCAUAUGGUGAAUUUUACCACUGGGGCCCAGAUGAGAAUUUUCCACCAUAUAAUACGGCUCCUACUAUACCACCACCUGUGGAGAGCAGGGGCUAUUUUGUUGAUAAUGCUGAUGAACGAGAAGAAAGCACUCUAUUUCCUUCUUGGAACUCCUGGGACCACAGGAUUCAAGCUCAAGGACCGAAUGAAAGAGGGCCAUAUUUUAACAGAAAUUUCUGGGACCAGACAACAAAUUUACACAAAGCUCCAGCUAGCCUACCAGACUAUAAAGAGAGCCAGCCCUAUUCCAGUAACUCCCCAGCUGGGCUUCAGAAAAAUCCAACCUGGCAUGACAGUGAGAAUUUGAACUAUGGCAUGCAAAUUACUAGGUUAAAUUCACCAGAGGGGGAUCAUUUGGCUUUCCCAGACUUAAUUCCUCAAAGUUACCCAGCUGAUCAAGAAGAAGCAAAUUUAUUUCACCUAAGUCAAAGAGGUCCUUGCUGUGCUGGUGGUCCCACAGGGCCCAAGGACAAUCCACUUGCUCUACAAGACUACACUCCAUCCUUUGGUCUUGCACCAGGGGAGAACCAAGACACCAGCCCUCUAUAUACAGAAGGUAGUCAUACUAAGCAUGCAAGACAUAUCAUCUCCCCUACAAGCAUCCUACCUGACCCAAGGAACAGCUCAGAGAAGACGCUGCCUGGGGAAAGCCAAAACCCAAGUCCUUUUAGAGAUGAUGUGUCCACUCUAAGGAGGAACGCACCAUGUUCUAUAAAGAAUCAACUGGGCCAAAGGGGAAUGAUGCCUCUUCCUGAAACCAGCUCCCUUCAGUUGAAUGCACCAUGUCUCAAAAGUGAUCUUGGCGGAGAUGAGAAUAAUGUUAAGGAACAAAUGUUUGAAGACAACCAACCCAAUGAAAGAACUGUUGACCUUAUUCCUGAGCAACUUGUUAUAGGUACCCCUGACGAAGAUCCUACACCAGAAGCAAUCCAAAGCGAAGUCCUAGGAAACGAGGGUGACAGGCAGCCACAGAGGGCACCUAGCAUCCUACAGUUACCAUGCUUUGGCAAAUUAGCAAAGCAUCACUUCUCUGGCACUGGGACUCCAUCUAGCAAUGGAAGACAAGGCCCAUUUGAUGGGGAUCCAAUUAUUCCUACUGAAUUGGCUGAGGUAGCUACUGAGGCACAGUUUAAUAGUGUGGAUGUAAAUACACUUAAUGCAGGUGAACACACGCCAUUUGAAUCCAAUCCACAGGACCAGGUACAAGACUGCUUAUUACUUCAGGCUUAGGGAUCAUCUCAACCAAGCAUUUUUUAGGGAAGGAAAAUAACUGAUAUUCUAUACCAGUGGUUCCGAAACUUUUUCCCCUAAAACUCCAUUAAGUACUUGACCCUCUUCUUGGUGAUCCUCUAAGUUUUUCUUUGUCCCAGGGAAUUAACAGUAGUGGCCCAGGUGGUGCUAAUGAGGUUGGACCUCUGGGGGUCAUUGGAUUUGCCAUUGUCAUAAAUCAGUACAGAAUUUAAAAGCAGGAAACUCGUGACCACCACUGCCUUAAAACUUGGAAGCCACUUUUCUAGGUUAGUUUCCCUUUACUUGCUGAUUCUUCCUUUUUCUCUCAAAAUCCCAUUCUUGCAAAAUUGUCUAGUUUUGCAAGACUGAAAGGCAAAUGAACUUUCCGUUUUAUGUAUGGAAGUCUAUACAUCAGUAUAGUCGUUAACUGUUGCACAUUUUUUUUUCUUUUGUUGGUCUUUGUCAGAGGUCCCCCACCCAACACACAGUUAACAUUCUCUUUUGACAUAUUUUCUUCCACUUCCUCUCUCUUUUCCUUUAUUAUUUCUUUUCUUAACUUCCUUGCUUCUUUUUUUUCCUCUCUCUCUACUCUUCUUUGUCUAGCUUUCCAUUUUUAUUCCCCAUCUUUCUUCCUCUCUAUCACUCCUUACAUACUAAGUUUUGACCAUCACUAGUUUUUUCACUAUAUCUACUUUCUCUAAUAUCUCUCUUCCCACCUUUCUAUUCUGUCUCCUAAUAUAUCACUUGUCAAUCAUUCCUUCUCUUCUCUGACUCCUCUCUUCUCUUUAAUUUAUCCUUUUCCCUUGUUGUUGUUGUUGUUAAGUACUGUCAAGUCGAUUUCAACUCAUAGUGACCCCAUAUGACAGAGUAGAACUGCCCCAUAGGGUUUUCUAGGCCGUAAUCUUUACAGGAGCAGAUCACCAGGUCUUUCUCCCAUGGAGCUGCCAGGUGGGUUCAAACCACCAAUCUUUCAGUUAGCAGUUGAGCAUUUAACUGUUGCACCACUGGGGCUCCUUCUCCUUUUUUCCUGCUACAAAAUUUAUAUACAUUAACAUGCCUUGUCUCUCUCCCCUCUUUUGUAUCCACUCUCUAAAUUCUACCCUAAUUUUUUCUUGACCCAGCCUAACCAUCGCUGUAGAAUAUAUUUCAGAAAUAUUAGACACUGAUACCUCCUUUUGUUUUUAAUUUUCUUAUGGCCUUUACCAGGUAGACACAGCUCAGCAAGAGGAAUACAUUCAAGGAGGAAUAUGGAGGGAAGACAGUCUACUUACCCAGAAUUAGCAGCCUGGGGACAAGGCUUAGGAAAGUGGGGAGUGAAGGACUGAAGAAAUUGCCACUCUGGGAUUGAGAAUUCAUAAAAAGAGACUAGGACUUGCCACACCCUGUCACAAACUCAUAAUCUGCAGGAUCUGGAAAGUCUAUUUUGGGAAACACUGUCCUAAACAAAUAAGACAAACACUGAAUGGUUAGUUUUCUUUGCUAAUACAGUGUAAGUGGUUCUACUGGCAUAGAAUCACUACUACUAACACAAAGACUUACUCUUCAUGUCCUGGUAGAAUUAUUCGACAGACACAUUUU